UACCCUGUUGGAAAAGAGAGAGGGGUCUUUCUCCCUCAGUAGCCUUUGGUUUUUCUCUUACUGCAGAACCCUAGCUCUGUUUACUGCAAGUGUUUCAUCAGGCUUAUCACUUGGUAAACGUGUUUAGGGUUGCAGUCAUAGUCUCCCUCAUCUGCAUGCUGUCCUAUUUAUUGGCAGCCUUUUUACCUGUGUCAUUCUCCAAAGGGAGGGGUCCCAGGUAUAGAAACCUUCACCAAAGUACUCGCCAACAAGGACAGGAUGCCUCAUGCAGCACAGUCUGUUCAAACCAAGGCAAAGCACAGAGCAUCAGUCUAGGUCCAGACCUGACCCGGAGUCAAGGUCCAGAAACAGUCCAAGGUCAAUAAUACCGGUAUCCCAGGGAGGCCAGGCAAGGCACAGCAAGGCAGACUAGACUCAAGCUGUAAGCAACAAGGGGUCAGCAGUCUGCACUGUUUCCAGAAACUGGAGGGCUUAAGAGGAAGGCCUUGACCUCCUAGACCACACCUUGAGCGCAGCUGCUGGUUGUGAAGGAAUAUCGGGGGUUGCUUAACCAUGAGUAGACACCCACCUCACAAGGAGACCAAUGACCCUGGGUCCAUAGGUGCAUACAUGCUAGUGCUCUUUGAUCUGGACCUGAAGCUUUAUGCCCUGAUGCACUCGAGGCCUGUGGGGUGGCUCCACCUCCUCUGGUGGUUCUAGGUUUGUUUGUUUGUUUGUUUUUGUUAGAUGUCAACCUGAAGGGCCUCUCAGGGCGAUCCUCAGAUCCAGGGGGCCCUGCCUGCUGCUCAGGGUCCUCGACCUGUAGGGUGCUUGGAUCGUCCUCUGAGGACUCUGUGUUGGGUCACAGGUCAGGGCUAGGCAAGACUCAUCCCUCUUGUUCAGCCAAAAAGUCUCCCAGAGUGACUUUGCAAUGAUCACUGGUAAGACAGUCCUCUAAGGCUGAGUCUAAACAACAAAACACACAAGGAAAAAGGGAUGAGGAAGAAGUAAACAAGCUCUGGUAGAACAAGAGGUGCAGAGAACUGAGGAUUUGAGCUUCGUUCUGCAAGCUUUGCUUUCUUUUGGCUGGGUGACUCAUCCGAGUUCUCCUAGCUGUGAUUCUGGGAGUUCCUGGGACCUGCGUAGAGCUAACAGCUCCCAGCAACAGCAGCUGCCUCCUGAUGGCCUCUUCCUUGUCGCAGCAUGUUGGAUAUGGAAGGGAAUUUAUAGCAGAAUCUUACAUACAUCAACCCAGAGCAGAGUCACAUUGAGUUUCCUGUGGUUUCCUGCAAGGAACUCCGGCAGAACUUGGAGUUCAGCGUGAGUCAGAAGAGAAUGGAGGAAGAUGGCUCGGAAGGGGAGACCUCGGACUCUGUGGAGGAGGACGUGCCUGCGGGGGCCUCGGAGGCAGAGGAGCCCCUUGAGUCUUCUGGAGAAGGCACUGGGCUUCUCCUCAGCAACGCAGGAGACUCCCCAGCAGCAGCAGCAGCAGCAGCAGCAGCAGCAGCAGCAGCAGCAGCAGCAGCAGCAGCUGUGCCCACCUCUCUCCUGGUGCUGGAAUUCAAGCCCAACUGCCAAAACAUGAAGAAGGAGCGGAGCCUCUCUGCAAAAAGGAAGGGCAGCGCUGAGACCUACGUCCCCACCAAGCCUGGUAGCCAAGGGGCUCGGCCGCUCUCCGCUGGGUGCCUGCACCAGGAGGAUCAGGAUCAGACCCCCUCCAGGCCAAUCAGCCGAUCCGAAAGGCCUCUCUCAGCCACCCGGAAGAAUGUGUGUGAGAAAAAAGACCCUGUGCGCUCGGCUUCUGUGGUCCUGAAGGCGGUGCAGGCAGAAAACGAGACCCUCCGGAAGGAGCUUCUCUGCAGGCAGCUGCAGGCUGGGCCCCUGUGGGCUGAGCUGGAGCCAGCCACUUCUGCUGAGCUGCCUUCGCCUUUGCCACCUGCGUCUGCAACAAAUGAGCCUCCUCAAAAGCUGCAGGAGGGAAGCGUCGUCUCCACGGCCAUGGAGAGGAUUGGGCACCUAGGAAACAGGCAACAGAAGAAGCUUCUGAAAGUGCUGCAAGAGAUUGAGAGCCAGUCUUCCUGCCGCAGCCCCCCAGUGCUGGGCCAGCUGGAAUUGGAGAGAGAGGUCCGGGAUGCCAUUUACAUCACUGUGGAGAUCCUCUCCAACUGGGGCAACGCCACCAGGGUGGGCCUGACGGAAGUGGAGUUCUUUGAUCUGCACCACGCCAAAGUGUUUGUGUCUCCUCACGACGUGGACAUCCGGCACGCUGACACGCCAGGAGAGCUGGGCUGCCUGGUCAACAGGAACUCCAAGGUCAGCAAAGAGCGCUUCCCCUGGACGUGCCUCUUCCAGCCUCCAGUGCAGCUGUACUUCGUGGUCCGAAAUCCCAGCUUGUCUGAUGACUUUGGUCUAUCCCGGAUCAGGAUUUGGAAUUACAGCACCCCUGUGCCUAGUGAUCUUGACAUCGGAGCAAGAAACAUCAUUGUCUAUGUGGAUGGAAACCUUGUAUUUGCCGGUGAACUGCAAAAGGGCUGUGGGAACGAGGGCGCUGAUGGCAGCAGCUGCGCCACCAUUGAGCUCCCAGAAAGUUGCUCCGUUCCUGGGAAGGAGAGGGAGGGAAGGGGCUGGGGCGCGGCAGAUUGGAGCCACGAGCCAGGCAGGGGGCCGUUGACUCUGAAGCCUCCCUUGGGGGGGAAUUGCUCCGAGGAAGAGGACAGCUCUCUUGGCCUGGUUAAGUUGAAGCAAAAUCUCCAAGCAGCACCUGGCUCAGUUUCGAGGGAAAAUGUCCAUAGCCCCCUCUCGCCUGAGACCAUGGAGCCUGCUCAUUCCGACGACGAUGUUUCUCUGAGUGAACAAAUGGAAAAACUCUCUGGAAGGAAAUUGUCUCAGCUGCCUGGCAUAGAGCCCCCCUGCAUCCUGCCCGCUUCUGAGCCCAAAGAAAAGAGCCGCCUUUGCUCUCCUAAGCCAAACCCAUUCCCCUGGCUUGAAUCACAGCGAGCCCAGCUGCCCACCCAGACCGUUGGGAGGGGCUGCCUAGGAACAAGCGACAGGAGCCCCCACCCCUGCCCAGAUGAUCUAGAGAGAUCCCACCUUGAGUCCGCCGAGGGGAAGCUGCUGGCAGGCACCAGGAAAGAGUCAGCCGCCGGCUUGGACUUCCUGAGUCCCCUGCCCAGCAAGUGCAACUAUGCAGCCGACCUGCUGCUUCCCGGGCGAAGCCAGGGAAGGGAAGAGUUUGGCCAUGCCAUCUUCAAGGAGGAAGCCCCACCGGACAUAGGUGAGGCUCUGCUGGCGAAGGGCAAUGCCACCCGGUCUUCCCGAGCAAAGUGGGGCAGUUCCCAAGAGGAGGUUCUGCAGGAGUCCUGGAACUCCCUGCUGAAGUUCAAUCACUUGCACCAUGGCCGAAUCUCCAACAUGGACUUCCAAGGGGACAUUUUUGACGAGUUUCUCCACCAGCAGAAAAUCAGCCGGCAAGGAGACCAGAAGCUGCGGGGGAAGGAGAGUGGGCAGGGGCUGCCCAGGCGCCAGGAAGGGGAGGGCUGCUUGGACCUGGAGGACGGGGGCGACUUCCAAAUCCCGGUCCUGCCUUUUGGGCAGCGCUUGAGAAUCGAGAUCCACUCCACCUGGGGAGACAGGCACUACGUGGGUCUUAACGGGCUGGAGCUCUUCAGCUCCAAAGGGGAGCCCAUCCAGGUUGCCAAAAUCACAGCCAACCCCCCCGAUAUCAACAUCUUGCCCUCCUAUGGCCAAGAUCCGCGAGUGGCCAGCAAUUUGCUGGACGGGGUGAACCGGACUCAGGACGACAUGCACCUUUGGCUGGCUCCCUUCACCCCUGGGAAAUCCCACUGCAUCUUCCUGGACUUUGCCCAGGCCUGCCAGGUGGCCAUGGUCCGCAUCUGGAAUUACAACAAGUCCCGCAUCCACUCCUUCCGGGGCGCAAAGGACGUCACCAUGCUGCUGAAUGAGCAGUGCAUCUUCCGAGGGGAGAUUGCCAAGGCUUCUGGGACUCUGGCUGGAGCUCCAGAGCAGUUUGGAGACACCAUUCUGUUCACCACGGACGACGACAUCCUGGAGGCCAUCUUCUGUUACGACGAGUCCUACGACGAGGAGGCAGAAGGCGCCUGCAGCCUGAGGUACGAGGAGGAGCUGAAGAGGCCGAGAACUGCAGAUGGGGAGGGGGACGAGAGACCCUUCACGCAGGCGGGCUCACGGACAGAAGACAGACAGGGCUGGAUGCAGACAGCUGUGCCAGAUUCUGUCCCUGGGAUGGUGACCAAGGAACCAGGUGUCUAUACUGGGAAGUGCCUUCUGCUGAAUUUCACCGUUUCCUGGGGAGACUCUCACUACCUUGGACUGACAGGGCUGGAAGUGGUAGGAAAGGAGGGCCAAGCCAUCCCCUUUUCUCUGGAUCAGCUCUCUGCCUCUCCACGGGACCUGAACGAACUUGCAGAGUACACAGAUGACUGUAGGACCUUAGAUAAAUUAAUUGAUGGGAUCAACAUUACUAUGGAAGAUGAGCACAUGUGGCUCAUUCCCUUCAGUCCUGGAGAAGCUCACGUGGUCACCAUCCAUUUCACACGGGCGGAGAGCAUUGCUGGGCUUCGCAUCUGGAACUAUAAUAAAUCUCCCGAGGACACCUACAGAGGGGCAAAGGUGGUCCACGUCUCCCUGGACGGUUGCUGCAUCUCCCCUCCGGGAGGCUUCCUCAUUCGCAAAGGACCCGGCAACUGCCACUUUGACUUUGCUCAAGAAAUCCUCUUUGUAGACUACCUGAAGGGUCCCCCGGUCAUGCCAGCCUGCGAACGAACGGAAGUGGGGAAGGCAGAACAAGCCAGCAUGGACUAUGAGGCUCCCCUGAUGCCCUGCGGCUUCAUUUUCCAGUUCCAGCUUCUUACAAGUUGGGGUGAUCCGUAUUACAUUGGUUUGAAUGGGCUGGAGCUGUAUAAUGAACGCGGGCAGAAGAUUUUCCUCAGUGAGAACAACAUUGCGGCUUUCCCAGACAGCAUCAACAUAUUGGAAGGCGUCUGUGGAGACGUCCGAACACCAGACAAGCUCAUCGAUGGCGUGAACGACACGACGGACGGGAGGCACACCUGGCUAGCCCCCAUUCUCCCUGGCUUGGUGAAUCGCGUUUAUGUCAUUUUUGACUCGCCUACGACAGUCUCCAUGAUUAAGCUGUGGAAUUACGCAAAAACUCCCCAGAGAGGAGUCAAAGAAUUUGGACUCCUUGUGGAUGACCUGCUUGUCUAUAACGGGAUCCUGGACCUGGUGAGCCACCUGGUCCAGGGCAUCCUCCCAACCUGCGACCCCGUCGUCCCCCAUCACACCGUUCUCUUCACGGACAACGAGAAGAUCUGCCGUCAGGAGAAGAACUCCGUCAUCAGCAAUUACAUAGAAGACCAGGACGUGCGGAUGAUGAAUGAAAACCAGAUAAUUUCCUAUUCGAAGAAGAAGCAGGUGCCUGCAGACCCAGCACUUCGCCCUAAAACCUGCAUCCAGGACAAAGGAUUGCUGCGGAGGAUGAGACAGUGACACGAGGAAGAGACGGAGCUGGCAUCUCACGCUGCUAAGCCUUGGGCUACUCCCCCCACUGCCCCACAGAGAGGGGGCACCACCUGGCCUCCUCGGGGCCAGGGCCGAAACCCCCAGGACUGCUUUUCUCAGCUGAAGCUGCAUUAAAUCUAUUCCCUGAAGCCCCCCCGUAUGCUUGGGCCAGGAGAGGCUUUGGCAGGGGGACUGCUGCAGAGAGAGGCCUUGCCAAGGCUCCCGGCGGCUCCCAGGCAGAGGAGCUGCCACAGGCCCCAAUUCAGGUGCAGCUGGGGUGGGGAGAGUGCAUGGCCAAUGAAGAGGAGCAGUUAGGAGGAGGGGGCAGCUGGCAGCCAAGGAGACCCCUCUCCCCCCCCCCACCCAGAGCCUCUGAGCUGCUUCUGACACUUGCAGUCUGCCUUGCCCUGAGUGUGCCACAGGUAGGACACAAGGGGGUGAAGGGGGUCAGAGCGAUGCCUCCUGCCCCCACUCCCUCCUUCCAGGCUUCCCAAGCUCUCUGGAAAAGGAGGCAGCGGCGGGGCCCACAACCCCAAUAGGACCCCGAAGGAGAGAGCACCAAUCCAUAGCGGCAAGAAGCUCAAGGGGUCAAGGAGCUGCUAUACAGCCCCCCCUGUUUCUAAGGCAGGGCUGGCCAGGAGCUGCAGCCACCUUGGCCCCCUCCCUCACGGUAGGAGGAGGGUUCCAGCCUGAUGGGAGGGGGGUGGGUGUCCCUGGAGAGGAGGGGGGCUCGGUGGCACAAUUCACCAUGUCCACAGAUAGGGAUGCUGAAUGGCAAGUUAUCAGGUUGUCUCAAGGUUGUCUCCCCCCCCCCCUCGCUCCCCUUCCUCCGAUGCUGUUUUGUUAUUACAUGGUUGCCUUAUGA
This is a messenger RNA of Zootoca vivipara (common lizard), 6385 nucleotides long. NCBI's taxonomy places the organism in Eukaryota, Metazoa, Chordata, Lepidosauria, Squamata, Lacertidae. The record is from RefSeq and is a predicted model, not a curated record.